Messenger RNA from Melozone crissalis (California towhee), 2410 nucleotides. It is a transcript of the gene LRRN4, whose product is annotated as leucine rich repeat neuronal 4. The transcript has 5 exons. Lineage: Eukaryota; Metazoa; Chordata; Aves; Passeriformes; Passerellidae. The coding region runs from base 1 to 2352 and encodes 783 amino acids. Gene Ontology annotation, molecular function: protein binding. The record is from RefSeq and is a predicted model, not a curated record.
AUGUUGUCCCUCUUGCUCAUCCUCCCUCUGCUGUUGGGGACCACAGCACACAGCCCCGUGAGCAGAGCAGCUUCCAGGGAUGUCACCACCUUUUUCCAGCUGGCUCAGGAGGACACUUGGGAGAAUGUAAAUCUCACCAGCAUGUCCUGUGAGGAUCAGAAGAACAGGACCUGGAUCACCCUGCAGCUGACCAACAGCAGCCUGACAGCAUUCCCAGUCUGCCUUCCAGAGGCCCUGCAGAGCCUGGAUCUCAGCAAUAACCUCUUGCAGGAGGUGAAUGGCACAGAGAUAGCAAACCUGCCCCAGCUGCGUGUCCUCUCGCUGAGGCACAACCACCUCUGGGCAGUGAGGUGGGGAUCGGAAACCCUCAGCAGUCUCCUCAAGCUGGACUUGAGCUUCAAUAAGCUGUCCUCUGUGCCAUCCUGCCUCGGCUCUGCCCUGCCCAACCUGAGGUGGCUGUCCCUGGCUGGCAAUCCCCUGAUUGAAAUCCAGCCACUGGCUUUUUCCUGCUACCCUCAGCUGCAGGUCCUGAACCUCUCUGUGACGCUGCUGGGGCAGGAUGACAGCAGGGGAAUCAGGGACUCUGCUUUUGCCAUCAGCACAGAUCCCCACGGGGCCAUGGACAGGCCUGGAAACUCCAUCGAGGUGCUUGAUCUGAGCAGGACCUUUCUUGAGACAAUUCGACCAGAGUGGGCCAGAGGCUUGGCCAGCCUCAGAUCACUUUAUCUGACAAACAUGCCACGGUUAAGAAGCCUUGACAGCGACUUCCUCAGGUCCCUGCCUGGUCUCCGAGAGCUGCACUGUCAGGACUCCCAUUCCCUGGGCUUUGUGCAGACAGAGGUGUUUGACAGUGCUCCUCACCUGAGCCAUCUCUCAUUUGAGAACUGUAACCUGAGUUCCUUUAAUCCUUGGAACACCAAUUCCUCGGAUGGCAUCACCAUCAACUUGCACGGGAACCCUCUGCUGUGCAGCUGCCAGCUCUCCUGGCUGCUGUCCACACCCCAGAAAGUUGUUCUGCAAAAGGCUCAGGAGACCUUUUGUACAUCCCAGGAAGAUUCGGGCAGACCUUCGACAUCUUUUUCACUGCUGGAGCUCUACAACAAGUGCCAGUCAGAGAGCAACGUUACGCAGCCCGACUCAAACACAGCCCCUCCUGAGGGUGAUGCUUUCAGCCUCACCAGCCACGAUGCCUCUGCUGCAGUAACAACAGACUCAGCCCUGCUAACCAAAGACACCCAUACCAGCUCCCUCAUCCAGAGGGAUGCAAGGAGCACAGCAGCAUCCAACCCAACGGAGCCCAUCCUAACAAAUGCCAACAGUUCCUCCCACGAGGAGGAGGCAGUUUCUGAACCCACAAGCAGUCCCCCUUCCUUGGCAUCUGUAACCUCCUUCCCAGUUUUUUUCCAAGAAUUCUUUGCUCAGUCCCCAGACCACAGCUCGCCAAGUCCAGCUGGAACAGAACAGCUCCAGGGAGGGCUCAGCACAACUGAAACGACACACCCUCGGGAAGGGCCAUUCAAGCAGAGCACCAGUGCCUAUUCCACUGGAGGAACAGGAGUCCCCCACAGCACCACCCACCACAGUCGCUCCUCUGCCAGCCCUGCCAGGCAAAGUGCUCCCCAGGCGAGCCCCCCAGAGCUGAACCCCACGAGGAGCAGUGCCCCCUCAGGGGCUGUGCGCACCGCGCCAUCCCCACACUACACCGAUGACUACGACUACGAAGAGCCCAGGGAGGAGGGCCCAGGGCAGACAGCCCAGGCUGCCUGUGACUACGAUCCCUGCAGGCACCUGCAGAGGCCCUGCAAGGAGCUCCAGAACAUAUCCCAGUGCUCCUGUCCUGGCACUUCCAGGGAAGAUGAGGUUCCAGACCCCCCCAGGCUCAGGGCAGUGAUUGAGAUCACUGACAGCUCCGCACAGAUCCGCUGGUGUGCCCCAAACUCCAUUGUUCACAGCUAUGAGCUGAUGCUUCGUGCCCAAGACGGCGAGGACAGGCAGUUUGUCAUGGACAACAUCUACCCCACGGCCAGGCAGUACACCCUGUACAACCUGCUGCCAUUCACCACCUACUACAUCUGCGUCACUGCCUCCAACAAGGCAGGGUCAAGCCAGACCACAACAGGUCAGGAAAUUCCAGGUAAUUCGUGUACCAGCUUUAAAACAAAACCCAGCUACAAGUAUGUUUUUGCUGGUCUGUCUGCAGCAAGUGGACUCUUUCUCAUUACCACAAUUAUUUUGUCUGUAUGUCUGUGCAAGGCCUGUAAAAAGCCUCAGAGUGAGCAGUAUGGAACACACUUAGUCUCCUACAAGAAUCCAGCAUUUGAUUAUCCCUUAAAAGUACAGACCACGAAUUAGCUCUGGGUGAUUGUUCUAUACAAUCAAAGUUCACUAUCUCCAUCACCUUGGUGUGUUU